AUGCCUCCACGCCGAAGCGCACGCGGCAAGGGAAAGGAGAAACUUAGCGACGAUGAACCGAUGGAAGACCCCCCGUAUGUCGCAUGGAUGAAGGAGCAGCAAAAGCAGGGGAAGCCGUCCCCUUCCAUCAAGCGUAUUGCAAAGGCAAAGCGCGACUCUGCUGGCGCCAGCACUAGCAGCGGUCCUGGGCAUGACGACGACGAAACUAGGGCCGACACGGACGUCAGCGACGACGAGCUUGAGGAGAUCGUGUCGGAAUCGGACAGUGAUGCCGAUUCCGACAACUACAAGGCCGGCAGUGACGACGAAGAGGAAGAUUCGGACGGUGCCGAAGAAGGAAGCGGUGACGACCGCAGCACACGUCGAUCGAAGAAGGAGAAGCGCCCGCCGGCGACGCGCAACAAGCGGGUGUGGUCGGACGCAGAGCUGACAUCACUCGCGGCCGCUCGUUGGAACACGAAGGACGACCUGAAGGCGAUGCAAGGGAAGCAAGGGAGCCAGUACUGGAAGAAGCUGCGAGCUCAUAUGGUUGAGAGGGACGCCACGUGGGCCCGCGAUGAGGGGCAAAUGUCGAAUGCGUGGAAACGUCUCGAGAAAAAGUACCUGAAAACGAAAUGGUCGGAGACGCAAAGCGGGGGGAAAGCUAUCAAGAAGAAGCCGUGGUGGGAUUACGUUUAUCAUCUCAAGAAACACUCGGCUAAAGCCAAUGCCCACGCACUGGACGGAGGCGGUGCCGCUAACGUUGACGUCCCUGCGCGGAUAGACGAAACCGCCACAAUGGCAACAGCUAAGCUUGUGAGCGACGCCAUUCAUUCCUCCAACGCGAUGGCGUUGCGCCAGCUUCAAGACUCGACGCGACUACUUGUCAGCGCCAUGAACAUGGCGGCGAUGCAGGCUGGCUUACGACAGCAGAUGGCCAGUUCGCCCGUACCACCUGCGGCGCCCGCGACUACGCCGCCACCAGCACCGCCUGCAGACGCAAGCGACGCCAACAUGGCGGGGUCGGAGGAUGUGGCGGAGCAGCACGAGCCUUAG
Closterium sp. Naga37s-1 is the source of this 1035-nucleotide messenger RNA. NCBI's taxonomy places the organism in Eukaryota, Viridiplantae, Streptophyta, Zygnematophyceae, Desmidiales, Closteriaceae. The record is from the annotation of a GenBank genome assembly.